AUGACUGAGGGAACCGGCAAGCGAAAGCUCCCCUUUUUCCGCUCCUCCUCCCGCCCAAUUGCCAACCGGCGCAAGUCCACCGUCCACACCCACCGUUUGAUUCGGGCCUUCUUAUACCUGAUCGCUUGGAUCUUUUUGGUCCUGGUGGUAAUAGGCAAUAUUUCAAACAAGCCCGUUAUCCGCAGUACCUACUUCCUCUAUCUCGACCUCUCCAACAUUAUUCCAGUAUCCGUGCCCAAUGCCGUUCUGAUCAAUUCCAUCGCCCAGUCCAUUGGAUUGCACGAUUUCUAUACUGUGGGACUAUGGAACUUCUGUGAGGGAUACCUGGGGCAGGGAAUCACCCACUGCUCUAAGCCCGAGACUCUCUAUGCCUUCAACCCGGUCGACAUCAUUCUCAAUGAGUUGCUAUCUGGCGCAAGUAUCGCUCUGCCAUCUGAUAUCCAACAGCCGCUGAAUCUGGCGCGUGUCGCUUCCCACUGGAUGUUCGGCCUCCUCUUAGCUGCCGCGGUCCUCAACUUCGUCAUGAUCUUUGUAGGUCCAUUGGCAGUUUCCUCGCGCCACCCUCAGACUAUCAAGUACUGGGCCGCAGCGCACAAUUCAGCCAACGGCAACGGGGAACACGUACCUGCCGGAAAACCCCCGCACAAGCGUCGCACCUUCAUCUGGCUGCGCGCCUUGCCCCUGCUGAUCCUGACCUUCUUCACUGCGCUGGUCACAAUCGUUGGCUCGGCCGUUGCGACAGUUAUGUUCGUUAUUUUCGCGAAUGUCUUCUCCAACGCCGACCAAAGCAUCAACAUCGAGGCGCACGUGGGAACCCAGAUGCUCGUCUUCAUGUGGAUCGCAUCCGCCUUCAGCUUGCUGGCAUUCAUCCUCCAAAUCGGAUCUUGCUGUGCUGCCUGUUGCCGCGGCCGCAAGGCCCGCAAGCAGCUCAAGUCGCAAGGUGUGAACUGGCACGAGAAGGGAUCCAUGCACACCAGCGGAUCCGACGCCACACCCGCGGAGCACCGCGCCGUCUCUUCCGGCACUGACGUCCGCUCGAACGGAAAUCAGCCCCAAGCCCAGGCACCGGCACCGGCAUACAACGAGCAUGACGUUAGCCCAAUCGAGCCGAGUCACGACCACACAUUUUCGAACCAACACACCGAUGGAAACACUUUCUCUGAACACCACGCCUACUCGACUGAGCCUCACGCUAUGUCGAAGUAA
Penicillium nucicola is the source of this 1206-nucleotide messenger RNA. RefSeq names its product SUR7/PalI family protein. The record is from RefSeq and is a predicted model, not a curated record. Lineage: Eukaryota; Fungi; Ascomycota; Eurotiomycetes; Eurotiales; Aspergillaceae. The transcript is spliced from 2 exons. Gene Ontology annotation, cellular component: cell cortex of cell tip; plasma membrane. Gene Ontology annotation, biological process: fungal-type cell wall organization. The coding region runs from base 1 to 1206 and encodes 401 amino acids.